This is a messenger RNA of Arachis stenosperma, 834 nucleotides long. Its product is annotated as RNA-binding protein involved in heterochromatin assembly dri1-like. Gene Ontology annotation, cellular component: cytoplasm. The transcript has 4 exons. Lineage: Eukaryota; Viridiplantae; Streptophyta; Magnoliopsida; Fabales; Fabaceae. The coding region runs from base 110 to 589 and encodes 159 amino acids. The record is from RefSeq and is a predicted model, not a curated record. Gene Ontology annotation, molecular function: mRNA binding.
UGUCUCUCUGUGAGUAUAAAAGCAACCUCAACCUUUGAACUCAGCAUCCGACAAUCGCACAUUAGCAUUUCAAACUGUUCAAGAUUCACUCUCCAAAACUAGAGAAAAAAUGAGUAGGCCAGGAGAUUGGAACUGCAGGACAUGCAACCACCUCAACUUCCAAAGAAGGGAAUCAUGCCAACGGUGCGGCGAGCCCAGGGGCGCCGGUGCCGGUGGAGACUAUGGUGGAGCCUUUGGGGGUAGAGGCUCCUCCUCUUUUGGCUUCACCACCGGCCCCGAUGUUCGCCCUGGAGACUGGUACUGCACCGUUGGCAAUUGUGGAGCCCACAACUUUGCAAGCAGGUCUAGCUGCUUCAAGUGUGGUGCUCCCAAGGAGGACUCCUCCGUCGCCGGAUUUGAUGCCGACAUUCCUCGAACUAGAGGCUAUAGCUUUGCCGGCACCACUGCUGCUCGCCCUGCUUGGAAAUCCGGCGACUGGAUAUGUACUAGGUCUGGAUGCAAUGAGCAUAACUUUGCAAAUAGAAUGGAAUGCUAUCGAUGCAAUGCACCAAGGGACUCUUCUAGUUCUAGGCCUCCCUAUUCAUCCUAGACUAUACCUUCUCCAUCUGGCUUGCUGUGGAAGAAGAGAAUUGAUGAGAAGCAAUCCCUAUUCGCUCUUAAUAGUAGUGAUAGUUUUUUUUUUUUUUUCUUCAUCACCAACCAUCCAGAUAUAUAUCUAUAUUUUUGCUUCUUUGAUUUUCUCCACAUCUAGAAAGCUUUAAUUAUAUAUUAUUAUUAGGUGAAUUAUUAUGAUUUUGAAUUUUUGUUUGGCACUGAUGAUGACUAGCUAGUUUC